UUUUUAAACUUAUUUGUUUUGGAUAAUCCUCACAUUUCUGUUCUGUUUGAUCAGACCGGAGAUGGAGCAGUGAGUUGCAGUUCCCCACCCCUAUGAUAAGAAGCUUUUCUAUAAACACUGGGAGAUAUAGAGAUAUAUUGCAGCAAUAAUGCACAGUUGAAGAUGAUAAUGUCACAUCAGAUCCAUAUUUAUGGGGCAGCGCUGCUUCCUUAUUGAACUGGGUUUGAUUUACACGCGACUCCCAAGCAAAUGAGAUCUCCUUAUCUUUGUACUGAGAUAUUUCUCCCAGCACCUCCCUGACAGUGAGAUAUAUAAGGAGCAGGGACUCCUGCCUCUCAUCAGAACCCCCAGGGUCACAAUGGCACUGCUAGGAGUCUUGGUCUGCUGCUCCUUCCUAUUGGCUGCGGCGCAUGCCUCUCACAUGAUGGGGGGAGUCAUGACUUUCCGCCCAAGGGGCAAAAACCCUGACGGAUCAUUAAAGGUUGACUUUAAAUACAAAGCUGCAUUUAUUGAUCAAUAUAGUCGCGACUUCUACUGGUACUGUUAUUCCGGGGACUGCGGCAGCGAGCAGCAACACUCCUACGCCAGCGUGGAUAACAGCACAUACAGGUGGUACCAAUCCGAGGGUCACAUGGUCAGGCAUGUGAGGAACGACAAACCCUUUUACCUCAUGGACAGCAGUUGCUGCUGGGUAAACGCGAAUAACAACUAUGGUUCAUGGAGCCUUCAGACAGGCGUGGAUUUGGGAACCAGAUCCGAUACAACGAAGCCCAACCAUUCCCCGGUGACUACUAUACUCCCAGUGAUCAGGGUUCCCAGGAAUUGCCCCAGUUCCUAUAAAUUAAUGGCGCACGAUCCAGACGGAGACACGGUGCAGUGCAGAUACGGAUAUUACUACACAGGGGAAUGCGGCACUUGUAACUGGCACUCACAGUUACAGCUGGAUCAGAAAAACUGCGUUCUGUCCUUCUCCUCCACCCUCUCGAUGGGCACCUUUGCCUUUGAGUUGGUCUUAGAAGAUUUCCCCAGCACGGACAUUUUCCUCAGAUACAGUGACGGGAGCGUUAGCUACAAGUACAGGUCAAUGGUACGGAAAAGCAGAGAGGUGCCGAAGGACAGUAAAUAUUACUGGUACAGCACAGACUCCUAUGAAACCUCUAUGGUAACCGACACUGCACCAACAGAGGGUCCUUCUCCAGAAAGCACAGCAGCAUAUGUUACUGCCCCUAUUGAAACUACAUCACCAGACCCUACAGAAGCCCACCCAACUACUCCCGACUCACGCACAUGGUUCCCAGAAAGCACACCAGAAGAUACUUCUGCCAACCCAACUACUUCCCCUCCCCACUCACCCACAGAAAGUACACCAGAAGCUACUACUCCCCAUGGGACCACUCAAGGUGACACUACAUCACCAUACCCUUCAGAAACCAUGCAAACUACUUUUUAUCCCCACUUUACCACAUGGUUCCCAGAAACCACAACAGAAAUACAGUCAACGUAUGCUCCAGCAUCGACUGAACCACCCUACACCACAGAAGACCACAUGUGGCCUACUACACAGGAGGACUCUAGUACUGUAUAUCCAACUGAUCAUCCCCAAACAGACUAUUAUACACAUGAGAGCACUCCCAAUCCCUAUGAUACAGACUUUACCACUCAAUCAACUUCUGAAGUAACAACAACAAACACUGAAUCCUAUGGAACAUCAACGCCAACAUGGGAGCCAUCUCCAUCCCCCCCGACCUAUAUGUACUCUCUGAGCAAGAUUCCUCUGCAGUUCAUACUGGAAGUUACUGGAUCGGUGUCUUCGUGUGUUUAUGGAGAAUACAGACCCAAGUUUCUUUCUCCGACCCCUAACCAAGGGGAAGUCCUGAGGGCCAUGGCCGGGUCUCCAUUCCAACUUCAUCUCUCGGCAGAGGCAACAAGGGAGAGAAUUGAAGACUUUAAGAUCAGUGGACCUGCUGGGAUAAGCAAAAAGUUUUCAUCUGGUUCUGCCACGGACAUUCGAUCUAUGGUAGUGGAAUGGACCCCAGAAGAAGAUGAUAUUGGAGAUCGUGUGCCCUUCUGCUUCGUGGCUGAAACAUAUAAUGGGUAUCAGUCUGAAUUGAGAUGCAUCAUUGUGAUCGUUGGAUCUAGCAAGCUAGCUUCUCUGAGCUGCUCUGAGAACACCAUGACCCUGAUCAUUGCAAAAUCCCCUGAGAACGGCCUCUAUGAAAAUAACUGGCGCCUCGAUGAUUCUCGUUGUCUCGUUACUUCUAACAGCACCCACUACAUUGCCAGUGUUGGGUACAACUCCUGCGGGACAAAAACUGAGGAAACAGAGAACAACAUUGUCUUUAAGAAUAAAGUCACGUCUUUUGAUAACCCCGGAGAGGUGAUUACUAGAAAGCACCAACUGGCCAUUCCCUUUAACUGCUCCUUCCCGAAAAAGAACCGGGUGUCUACAUCGUUCCGCCCCCAGAAGGCCUUCUACGAGUUCACGGAGGCCGGAUUUGGAAACUUCACCUACAAGUUUCAGUUCUACACUGACGAGCAGUUUAUUGAUGUUGAGACUCAGUAUCCCCUGGAUGUGUUGCUCAGGGAUCAACUCUUUAUGGAGAUACAGGUCACGUCGACGGUGCCCAAUGUCCAGUUAUUCGUGGAGUCCUGCAGAGCCACCCCUCGCGAUGAUCCCAAUGACUCUGUGUUUUAUGACGUCAUAAGAAAUGGGUGCACAAUGGAUGAAACGGUGGUCAUGUAUCCUGGGAGCAGGACAAGAGUUCGCUUUGGAAUGGAGGCCUUUGCGUUCAUUGGAAGCUACGAAGAAGUUUAUAUGAGCUGCACAGUUAUCCUUUGUAAACUGGGGGAACCAGACACCCGCUGCGCCAAGGGAUGUAUCAGGCCAUUGGCUGCUGUAAAGGCACAUCGUCAAAGAAGGAACCUCGCUACUGAAUCCCAGCAACACUUCAUUUCUCAGGGUCCUCUGCGCCUUAAGAAACUGUCUUCGAGCAGUCGAGAUUCAAGUGCUUCGCUCAAUAUGAACACGGUCGUGGUGGCUCUGUCUGGAGUUGCGAUCGUGGCGCUCAUCGCACUGUCGGUACACAUCUACGUGAAGAAAGCCAGGAUGUCCAACUAUAAGAGGUUGCCCACCCAGGACUUCUAAAUUCAGCAUCAUAACCCGUAUUCCUGACAAGUUGUUCUUGCAGAGUACAGGAAGCUAAUGAAUACUCAUUGGGUCCCAUAAAUUCAGUGUAUUAUACCAUGUACAUACGUGUGAUUGUAUCUGGAAUGGACCAGCCCCUCGGCUCUCCUUCUCCUGUCUGUGUCCCCCGCUUACUCUUCUAUACGGGGGUACCGGGGCGGUGGGAAAGCUCUUUGGACUGGUUCUUACAAAUCAUUUGAUUGUAUCGCUUACUUCCUGUUUCCCUUUUUAAAGGGGUAGUACACCUUUUAGUUUGUUAUAUGAUGCCUACUUCUAAGCAACUUUUCAAUAGGUCUUUGCUAUUAACUUUAUAGUUUUUGACCUAUUUGCCUUCUUCUUAUGACUCUUCUGACUCAAAUGGGGGUCAGUGACCCCGGCUACCAGAAAACUUUUGCUCUGUGAGGCUACAGUUUUAUUCAUAUUGUUACUUUUUAUAACUUUUUUCUCAAUUUAGGCCCUCUCCUAUUCAUUUACCAGCAUCUCAUUCAAACCACCCCCUGGUUGCUAAG
Messenger RNA from Xenopus tropicalis (tropical clawed frog), 3693 nucleotides. RefSeq lists its product as uncharacterized. Bases 359 to 3145 code for a protein of 928 amino acids. The record is from RefSeq and is a predicted model, not a curated record. The transcript has 13 exons. NCBI's taxonomy places the organism in Eukaryota, Metazoa, Chordata, Amphibia, Anura, Pipidae.